AUCUCCCUUGUUUUUCCACCAUCCAUCUUCAUCGGGCCAGUCUCCGCAGCUUCGUCCAUCUCGCUGCUGCAAGCAAAUUCAAUAUCCCAUGUAUUGAGCGUUGGUACUAGCCCGUCAAGUAAGGUCCCAGGAGUGGCCUACCAUCGCGUAAGCGUCACCGAUUCACCGUCUUCAUCGAUCAUGAAGAUUAGUGGCGCCACCUGCGACAUCAUCGAGGCGGCUCUUCAGUCAAGUAAUGGCACGAGCCGGAUAUUGGUUCACUGCUCUGCUGGAAUAUCUCGCUCUCCAGCAGUAGUUGCGGCGUAUCUCAUGAAACAUCAUGGCAUUUCAUUGAGGACGGCUUUGGGGCAAAUUGUGCGCGCUCGUCCCCAGGCAUCACCGAAUCCAGGAUUUUUACAAGAGCUGAAAGAACUCGAGCUA
Trichoderma atroviride IMI 206040 is the source of this 420-nucleotide messenger RNA. RefSeq lists its product as uncharacterized. Lineage: Eukaryota; Fungi; Ascomycota; Sordariomycetes; Hypocreales; Hypocreaceae. The record is from RefSeq and is a predicted model, not a curated record. Gene Ontology annotation, biological process: negative regulation of MAPK cascade; protein dephosphorylation. Gene Ontology annotation, molecular function: MAP kinase tyrosine phosphatase activity; MAP kinase tyrosine/serine/threonine phosphatase activity; protein tyrosine/threonine phosphatase activity.